AUGCACUCGGUGAGUAGUCCGUGGCCAUUCCACAGCUGGGGACUUGACAUCAUUGGGAAGAUUAACCCGCCAUCGUCAAAACAUCAUGAAUAUAUCAUAACCGCAACGGAGUACUUUACUAAAUGGGUUGAAGCCAUUCCUCUGCGAGGGACUACUGGAGCGACAAUUGCAGCAUUUAUUAAAGAAUACAUCGUUUAUCGUUUUGGAGUGCCUAAGCACAUCAUUACUGAUAAUGGCACUCCCUUCGCCAACAAUCAAGUACAAGAGUUACUCGAAGAAUACGAAAUUAAGCAAGUCUUCUCUAUUACUUAUUAUCCCCAAGGGAAUGGGAAAGCCGAGAGUACCAACAAGACUUUAAUUCGAAUUCUCCGUCAAACAAUGCAUGAUAAUCCACAGAUAUGGCACGAACAACUGCCUAUAACACUAUGGGCAUAUCGAGCGGCACCUAGAAGAUCCACAUGCGUCUCCCCCUAUUCACUUGUCUAUGGCGCGGAUGUAGUUCUCUUAGCAGAGAUUAAUAUUCCAUCGGCCAAAAUUGCAGCAGCAAAUGGAGUUCAAUGGGAUGAAGCUUAA
Molecule: messenger RNA, 573 nt
Organism: Papaver somniferum (opium poppy)
Lineage: Eukaryota; Viridiplantae; Streptophyta; Magnoliopsida; Ranunculales; Papaveraceae
Product: protein NYNRIN-like
Exons: 1
Coding region: 1-573 (190 amino acids)
Biological process (GO): DNA integration
Molecular function (GO): nucleic acid binding
Source: RefSeq, a predicted model, not a curated record